Molecule: messenger RNA, 2359 nt
Organism: Lucilia sericata (common green bottle fly)
Lineage: Eukaryota; Metazoa; Arthropoda; Insecta; Diptera; Calliphoridae
Product: zinc finger protein 883-like
Exons: 7
Coding region: 189-2201 (670 amino acids)
Cellular component (GO): nucleus
Molecular function (GO): zinc ion binding
Source: RefSeq, a predicted model, not a curated record
UGUUUACAUUUUGCGUUUGAUACACAAUAAUAAUUGUAUUAUUUUUAUGUAGAAAUAAAAAUGAGAAUUAAAUAAUUAAUAUAAUAAUGUGUAUUACAGUUUAUUUGUGCAGACAUUUGAAGAUUCACAUUUGACCCAGCUGGAGCUUGACUAUUUACGACCCAUAUUUAAGAAGAUUUUCCACCAUCAUGGAGUAUUCAUUUAAAACCUGCCUCACUUGCCUCUGCAAUUCCGAUGAGGCACACAAUCUCAAUGAGAUACUUUUGGAAAACUUAACAAUUUUGGAAAUACUGUUUAAAAUUGUGCCACCCCUAUUGGAAAAUCAAAUCUUAACACUCACACAAUGGAUAUGUAUUGAUUGUUUGGAUAAAUUGGUUUUAGCUUAUAAGUUUCAUCAACAAUGUUUGGAAUCGGUCAGUUGUUUAAAACAGGAUCAGGGAAAUGUUUGCAAUAUCCCCACCAACAUGUUUCCAUUCGAUGAAAUUCCUAUGGAUAUUAAAGAAGAUCCCGAUAGAUCAAUAUAUCAAGGUGAAGCUGAGGCAGACAGAAUAUGCGUUAAGCAGGAGAUUCAGGAAAAUAGCAAUGAUAAAUUCUAUUUGUUAAAAGAAAAAUACAUGAAAAAAUCUUUAAAACGUAGAAAAUUAAAGCAGCCUAAGUGCAAUUUUAUUUGCCUGCAUUGUGCGAAGAGUUUCUGCAGUUUAAAACGUUUGGCGGAGCAUAAAUUAAAAUGUACAAAUAAUGCUAAAGAAGAUGUUCAUAUAAAUAAGAAUUCCUAUAAAUAUAAAUGUUCUCAAUGUCCUAAAUCGUUUGAAAAACCAACAUCCUUCGCAGCACACUAUAGAAUACAUAAAAGACAGAUUGAGCCAAAAAGUACUAAAAGCGACAAAGUUAAGCAGGCUUUGAAUGAAGAGGAUUGGGAAGAAUUAGAUGGUUCUAUAAUUAUGGAUGAACGAGAAUUUUUAACGGAAACUGAGGAGGAGUCUCAAGAUGAUGAAUUAGACAACUCAAAAGAGACAAAAGAGAAAGAAAUAACAAAUACUGAUUCUGGAAAUAGCAUCAACAAGAAAGUAAAGAAAACCAAUGGCAGUAAUAUAAACAAACUUAAAUAUGCUUGUGAUAAAUGCGAAAAAGUAUUCAAACGUCCUUAUUGUCUAACACGUCACAGUAGGGUGCAUUCCGCAGAUCGACCUCAUGAAUGUAAAGUUUGUACAUAUCGCUUUGCCUGUCUUAACACUCUAAAGAUUCAUAUGUUUAAGCAUAAAAAAGAAUCAGGCCAAUUAGACACACCCACACCCCCUAAGGGCAUUAAGUGUCCUGUAUGCCCACGACGUUGCCGUAAUAGAGGAACACUUGCCAUGCAUCUGUUAGAACACAAACAUAAGAAAAACUAUUAUUCCUGCAUGGUAUGUGAGUUCAAUUUUACCACCAAAAAAAAUUUAACUACUCACACAAUCAGCCAACAUCCUGAGGUGGAAAAACUUAAAUGUGACGAAUGUGAAAAGAUAUUUGUUGUACGCGCCCAUCUAGAGGAACACAUAAAACGGCAUAAAGACCAGGAAAAUCUAAUAUGUUUGAUGUGUGAUAAAGAAUUUCGCAAUAAUGCGGCUUUAACGGAACACAUGCGUAUACAUAGUACGGAAAAUCCCAAUCUAUGUCCUAAAUGUGGUAAAACAUUUUGCAGUAAAAGUAGUCUGAUUCAACAUAUGGAACGGCAUUUGGAUUUGAAGAAAUACCAGUGUCCCGAAUGUCCCACUCGUUUUAAUUGCAAAUCGGAUGUAAAGAAGCAUUUGCCAACGCAUUCAAAGGUUAAGGCACAUGUCUGCGAUAUAUGUGGGUCAAGUUUUACUCGAGCAUGUACCUUAAUCAAUCACAAAAUGACACAUUUGGGAUUGCGUUCGUUUAAGUGUAGUGAGUGCAGUAUGACUUUCACAGCACGUAAAACUAUGUUACGUCACAUGCGUACCCAUACUGGGGAGAAACCCUACAAAUGUAAAUAUUGUGAACGGGCCUAUGCUCAAAGUAACGACUUAACAAAACACUUGAGAACACAUAUCGGUGAGAAUACCUAUAUGUGUGAACAAUGUCCUAUGUCGUUUAAAUUUUAUGGCGAAUUAAAAAACCACAAAAUUGAACAUUUUAAAAAGGCGGAAGCGGAAAAAUCUAAUCUAGAACAAGAACAACAAAAAGAUGCUGCAACAUAAUUAAUAUUAAGAAAUAUACAUAUGUAUAAAAUUUGCAAAGUUUUUAUAAAAAAUAUUUAAUACAUUUAUUUAAAUGUAUUAUUACAAUUAGGAUUUACUAUAUUUUAUAUUAUUGCGAUCUUUUUAAAGAUAAAGAAAUAUAUUUGUUUACCUUUAUU